AUGUCAAGCGCAGAAGAAACACUAAAACUAUCAGAUGUGAAGGCUAAAAAGCCUAAUUUACGCUAUCAAUAUGAUUCAGUCCCUUCAUUUGAAGAAAGCGAGCUCACAACCAGUCAAAUGCCAAAUUUAAUUUCAAUAGAUGAAGAUUCUGACAGUUCACUCGAACAAAGCCUGACUUCUCGGCGCAGAGAAUUUAUAUUAUAACUCCCCCCCCCCCCUCCGUGAGCGAACAAAAAAAUUUUGUUCGCUCACGGAGGGGGGUUAAUUUUUUUUUUUAAAAAAAAAUUUAUAUAUAAAUUUUCUAAAAAAUAUUUUUUUCGAAAUUUAAAAAAAUCCUAAUUUGCAAAAAUUGGGAAGCAAAUAUUAAUUUAAUUUGCAAAAUUUAUGUUUUAAAACGCAAUUUGUUUAAAAUUAAACAGAAUUAGCUCUAGAUUUCAUUAUACUAAUUAUCACUUAUAUAUCAAAAUUUUUUUCCAUUAAAAUUUUUUCUAUUAAAAAAAUUUUUGUUCACUCACGGAGGGUGGGUUUUUGGUCAAAAAAUGGCGAUUUUUCUAAUGGUUUUGUUCGCUCACGGAGGGGGGGGGGGGAGUAAGUAAGCCUGUGCAGAAUUUUAGUGCUUACGCUAUUUUUCAAAGAGCAAAGAGAAAAAUGAAGGGUUUUCGUAUGUUUACUUUAAUGCUUGAAGAUAUCAGGUUGUAUGGAACUGGGUCGCUUUUAUUUGACGCUCACAAUUCUUAUAAAAAAAAUAUUCAGCAUGUUAUGAAAAAAAAAUUAGCGUAGGUUUUUUAACUGCAGAUAAUGAGCUUUAUAUAUAUUCUAAUGAAAAAUUUAUAAUCAGUAGAAAAAAAACAAAAAUAUAGAGAAGAUUAGUUUUGAAGACUUUUGUGCUGCCAAAAAAUAUGUGGAAGAAAAAGUUGAAACUGAGGCAAUAAAAGUUAGAUACACUGUUUUUCUUCCAGAUUCCAUAAUCUUAUCUAUAUGAAACACUAUUAUUUUGUUUUUUUUAGGGUAUACUUUAAUUAUCAUGCCUUGGCUCAUAUCGUUUACUGAUAAUCUAAACGGAGAAGGGUUUUGAUAUUAUUUCGACACUACAGUCGCUAUUGGAUUCGGAUUAGAUAUUUUAGUGAUAUUUAACACAGCCUAUACAAAUAAAGACGGAAAAGUUAUUUAUUCAAGAAAAUCAAUAGCCUUAAAUUACAUAAGAGGUACUUUUAUUAUCGAUUGUGUUUCUGUGUUUCCUUUUACUUUAUUACCAGCAUCUGAAAAUAAUUCAAGCUCUUUAGUUCGUCUUUUAAGAAUGGCAAGAUUAACAAGAAUAGUAAGAGCUAGUCGAAUAGUAAAAAUCCUCGAUACAUUUUUAAAGUCAGACAAAGUUGGCUUGUUUUUUACAUCUCACCAAGGAGUUGCAAGGCUGUUUUCAGGUAUAGCGAUCAUAGCAAUAUUAGUCCAUCUAUGUGCGUGCAUGUGAUAUUAUUCAGCUAAAUUGGAUAAUUUUAAUCCGGAUACAUGGGUUGUAGUUAGUAAGAUGGUAGAUGAAUCCAGCGGAUAUUUAUAUUUAGCUAGCAUGUACUGGGCUGUAACUGUUUUGACCACAGUAGGAUUUGGAGAUAUCCAUGCAACGACAGAAGCUGAAAUGAUAAUUUCUAUAAUAUGGAUGAUUUUUGGGAUAGGAUUUUAUUCAUUUGUAGUUGGUUCUCUAUCUUCAGUCCUUAGCUCUAUGGAUGAAAAAAAAAUCCUUACUCCCCCCCCCCCCCCUCCGUGAGCGAACAAAAAAAUUUUGUUCGCUCACGGAGGGGGGUUAAUUUUUUUUUUUAAAAAAAAAAUUUUAUAUAUAAAAUUUUAUAAAAAAUAUUUUUUUCGAAAUUUAAAAAAAUCCUAAUUUGCAAAAAUUGGGAAGCAAAUAUUAAUUUAAUUUGCAAAAUUUAUGUUUUAAAAACGCAAUUUGUUUAAAAUUAAACAGAAUUAGCUCUAGAUUUCAUUAUACUAAUUAUCACUUAUAUAUCCAAAUUUUUUUCCUUAAUAAAUGCCAAAAUGCAAUUAAUUGAUCUAUUUUCAAAAGACACAAUGCUUCCUCCAAAUCUAACCCUUGAAAUAGGAAAAAAGAUAAAAAUCCAUUUAGAAACCUUAACAUUAGACGACAAUGAAAGAUCUAAUAUCAUUUCUGACCUUCCCAAAACUUUACGAUAUGACAUUGGAAUGUCAAUGUUCCAAUGUGCAGCUCAAAAAAUUAAUUUUUUUUCUAAUAAAGAAGUAGCAUUUUUAGCUGAUAUUCUCCCACGUCUAAAGCACACCAUUAUCAAACCAAAACAAUUUUUAUAUAAAAAAGGUGAUUAUGCAGAUGAAGCCUAUUUCAUUGUUGAUGGAAGAGUUGGCUUUGUAUACGGCCGAAACAACCUCGUAUUUAAAAAUAUGAUAUCUGGGUCAUAUUUUGGAGAAAUCGAGCUUAUAGAGCAAUCCCCACGUGAGUUCUCAGUCCUCUCAGAGUGAAAAACUGAGCUCCUUAUCCUUACAAAAAAUAUUUUCGACAUCAUGAUGAUUGAAUAUCCAAGAGUCGCCCAAGAACUAAAGCAAGUUUCUGAAGAAAGAAAACGAAGAAAUAACUCUUCAAAACAAGAAAUUAUUGAUCUAUUAGAAACAGUAGAGCUUAAAAAAGAAGUGAGCUUUAAUAAUAUUGCUGGACAACAAAAAAUAGAAAGGGUUGAAAGGAAAUUGGAGAGGAAAAAAACAGGGACUUCCAUUUUAAGUGAAAGUAUGGAUAAAGGACUUUCGCAAUCAUUUGGACAGGAAAAUGAGACUGAAUAUGUAGCAAUGAGAAGCCAGAUGAAAGGGGUUGAAGAUAAAUUGGAUGGGCUUGAUACAAAAUUAACUAAAAUUUUGAGCUUGGUGGAAAGAGAAAAACGGCAAAGAUCACUGAGCCCUGGAAAUAAAAAAGAAUAUUUACCACCAAUACACCCAAAAUCGAGUGUGUAUAGGACGAAUUUUACAAAAGAUGCGCAUAUUUAA
This is a messenger RNA of Blepharisma stoltei, 3003 nucleotides long. NCBI's taxonomy places the organism in Eukaryota, Ciliophora, Heterotrichea, Heterotrichida, Blepharismidae. The record is from the annotation of a GenBank genome assembly.